This is a messenger RNA of Coregonus sp. 'balchen', 10836 nucleotides long. NCBI's taxonomy places the organism in Eukaryota, Metazoa, Chordata, Actinopteri, Salmoniformes, Salmonidae. The record is from the annotation of a GenBank genome assembly.
GAGAACACCCUUGAAAAGAACCUAAAGAAACUGCAAUGUCACGUCACCUGGGAGCUAAACAAGGAACAAGCUGACCUCAACCUCCUGGAGAUAAAACUACAUGAAACCCUGGAGGUAGUUCAGGAGGGCUAUGAAGGCAAUCUGAAGAGGCACAGUUUAAACCUGCUGUCUUAUAUUAAACACCUGAAAGGUGAAGAUGAUGGAGCACUGGAAUGCUUAGAGAAGGCAGAGAGGGAAAACGCGAGAGGCUGUGUGUAGUGACGUAUGGAAACCUGGCCUGGGUCUGCCAUCACAUUGGAGAUGACAUAAGAGCAGAAGGGUAUAUUCAGAAGCUGGAGGAGGUACACAAGGCCUCUGCCACAGCAUCCACCUCUGUACUGCUUGUGCCCAGAGAGGUGCACAGUGAGAAGGCCUGGUCCCUCCUCAAGUUCUCAAAGCACCGCUACACAAGGUAUCUAGAUUAAUUAUUUCUCAUGUAUAUUGUAAUAAAAGGCUGACUGCUGACUGUUGGCUUCAUGUACUGUUUAGUCUGAUUUCACUUUUGGAAAUCAAUAACAUCUCCUCUCCUUUCUGUCCAUUUUCCUCCCCUCUCCCUCAUCUACCCUCCCCUCCUCUCCUGUUCUCUCCUCCCCUCUUCUCUCCCCUCGCUCCUCUCCUCUCUUCUCUUCCCUUCUCCUCUCCUUAGAGCCAAGGAGUGCUUUCAGGAGGCUCUGCAAAUGGAGCCUGAAGAUAAGGAGUGGAACUCGGGUUUUGCCUUCUCUCUGUUCUGCCUGGAGGGCCUGGUGACUAGGGAGGGUCAGAGGCUCUCCUAUGAGGACUCCCUUGCUGUUAAACAGCUGAAGAAUGCCCUGGAACUCAACCCAGACAGCGCCAUGACCAGGGUCUACCUGGGCCUGAAGUGCUACAAGAACCGGAGGAACGCAGAGGCCUGGGGCUAUAUGAGGAAGGCUCUGAGUCUGGCACCCUACGACCUCAGUGUGGUACUACAGGUGGGGAGAUGUUUAGACUAAAAAGCAUUGUGAUGCUCUAAGACAACGUCACAUAAUUCUGUGAUGUCUUGGACCUAUAGGUAUUUUGGCUUUAGAAUGCACAGUUUCUGUCUGUAUAUGACUGUCCAGGGUCAUGUGUACUAGUAGGGCAUGCACAGUGUUAUGCAGAGGGCGCCAAUCUCUUCCCGCCUGCACCACGAGAUAGCCAACAACUACCGCUGGAAGGCUAAGCAGAGCAGAGACCCCCACGACCAAACACUGCUCAAACGCUAUGUUAUUCAUCUGGAGGAAAGGGCACGCCUCAAUCCCACACACAUCUACCCACAGGUUAGGACUCACACACACACAUCUACCCACAGGUUAGAGAUACAUACAUGCAUGCUCACACACACACACAGUGAUACACACACACAGGACAGGGAAGCUACACACACUAUUACCACUGAUUUACCAAAUCCAUUCUCCUCUCGACUCUGACCCAGGUGAUAUCCAAAUACUUUAUUCAUCACUGAGUUAUGGUAAUAAUACCGAAACAAAACAUAAUCUCCCCCUAUCCAGCUGGCUGUGAGGUACUCAGAGCUGAAGGACACCAGUAAGGCCAUGGAGAAGUUCCAGGAGCUGUGGUCCCGGUCAGACCUGAAGCCCUCCGACCGCCAGGCCUGGCACCGCAUGUAUGGGGACGUCCAGCUCUACCGCCUGGGCUCUGAGAGAACCGCUGUCAACCACUACAAGGAGGGCAUGAGGCUCUAUAACAUAUCAUCUGAAUGGAGUCAGUGUAGAAGAAAGCUGCUCAAAGUGCUGAGGGUUAACAGGGAGAGGAGAAGAGAUGACCCCUAUGAUCUUAGCGAGUUUGUUGACUCAUUCAAGAGAGGGGUUUUUAACGGGGAGGACGCUAGGGUGUCGGCACUGACACUGGGCCACAGAUAGUCGAUGUCAUCUCCUUUGGGUGGUGGACCAUUCUUGAUACACACAGGAAACUCUUGAGUGUGAAAAACCCAGCAGCGUUGCAGUUCUUAACACAAACCGGUGAGCCUGGCACCUACUACAAUACCCUGUUCAAAGGCAAUUAAAUAUUUUGUAUUGUCCAUUCACCCUCUGAAUGGCACACAUACACAACCCAUGUCUCAAUUGUCUCAAGGCUUGAAAAUCCUUAUUUUACCUGUCUCCUCCCCUUCAUCUACACUGAUUGAAGUGGAUUUAACAAGUGACAUCAAUAAGGGAUCAUACAGUGCCUUCGGAAAGUAUUCAGACCCCUUGACUUUUUCCACAUUCUGAUAUGUUACAGCCUUAUUCUAAAAUUGAUUAAAUCAAUAGAAAUCCUCAGCAAUCUACACAGAAUACCCCAUAAUGACAAAGUUAAAACAGGUUUUUAGAAAUUUUUGCAAAUGUAUUAAAAAUAAAAAACAUAAAUAACAUUUUUACAUAAGCAUUCAGAACCUUUGUUAUGAGACAUGAAAUUGAGGUCAGGUGCAGCCUAUUUCCAUUGAUCAUCCUUGAGAUGUUUCUACAACUUGAUUGGAGUCCACUUGUGUUAAAUUCAAUUGAUUGGACAUGAUUUGGAAAGGCAGACACCCGUCUAUAUAAGGUCCCACAGUUGACAAUGCAUGUCAAAGCAAAAACCAAGCCAUGAGGUCGAAGGAACUGUCCGUAUAGCUCAGAGACAGGAUUGUGUCAAGGCACAGAUCUGGGGAAGGGUACCAAAAAAUGUCUGCAGCAUUGAAGGUCCCCAAGAACGCAGUGGCCUCCAUCAUUCUUAAAUGGAAGAAGUUUGGAACCACCAAGACUCUUCCUAGAGCUGGCCGCCCGGCCAAACUGAGCCAUCAGGGGAGAAGGGCCUUGGUCAGGGAGAUGACCAAGAACACGAUGGUAACUCUGACAAAGCUCUAGAGUUCCUCUGUGGAGAUGGAAGAACCUUCCAGAAGGACAACAAUCUCUGCAGCACUCCACCAAUCAGGCCUUUAUGGUAGUGGCCAGACGGAAGCCACUCCUCAGUAAAACGCACAUGACAUCCCCCUUGGAGUUUGCCAAAAAGCACCUAAAGACUCUCAGACCAUGAGAAACAAGAUUCUCUGGUCUGAUGAAACCAAGAUUGAACUCUUUCACCUGAAUGCCAAGCGUCACGUCUGGAGGAAACCUGGAACCAUCCCUACGGUGAAGCAUGGUGGUGGCAGCAUCAUGCUGUGGGGAUGUUUUCACGCGGCAAGGACUGGGAGACUAGUCAGGAUUGAGGCAAAGAUGAAUGGAGCAAAGUACAGAGAGCUCCUUGAUGAAAACCUUCUCCAGAGUGCUCAGGACCUCAGACUGGGGCGAAGGUACACCUUCCAACAGGACAACGACCCUAAGCACUGUGGUGGAUAUUAUAAAAUAAGGAUUUUCUGGAGUCCAAGUCAAUGUAAGAUUCUUUAUUUUUCUGAGCUCAGAGAGAAAUAAACAGAGUUACACAGCGCAGUGUAGACAGUCUGAAUUUUCCGAAGCAUUGGGCGAUAAGCACAUAUCUUUAUCGUUUCUGUUCUUGGGCGGAACUCUGUUCCGUUUUUAUCUAUACAAGGACACAGGUGCAGCUGGUUUGCAACACAGGACUAUAGUCCCAAGAACAGGAGAUGAUAAUAGGACAAUUUCACACAGUUUCACAAGGUUAGUCACAUACUCAAUUAUGUGAACACAUACAAUUUCCCAUUACAGCACACAGCCUAGACAAUGCAGGAGUGGCUUCGGGACAAGUCUCUGAAUGUCCUUGAGUUGCCCAGCUAGAGCCCAGACUUGCACCCGAUCGAACAUCUCUUCAGAGACCUGAAAAAAGCUGUGCAGCAACGUUCCCUAUCCAACCUGACAGAGCUUGAGAGGAUCUGCAGAGAAGAAUGGGAGAAAAUCCCCAAAUACAGGUGUGCCAAGCUUGUAGCGUCAUACCCAAGCAGACUCGAGGCUGUAAUCACUGCCAAACGUGCUUCAACAAAGUACUGAGUAAAGGGUCUGAAUACUUAUGUAAAUGUGAUAUUUCCUUUUUUAUAUUUUUUAUAAAUGUACAAAAAUUUCUAAAAAUCUGUUUUUGCUUUGUCAUUAUGGGGUAUUGUGUGUAGACUGAUUAGGGAAAAAUAUAUUUAAUCAAUUUUAUAAUAAGACUGUAACGUAACAAAAUGUGGAAAAAGUCAAGGGGUCUGAAUGCUUUCCGAAGGCACUGUAGAUUAUAUUUCGAGAUAUAGGUGUGGUUAACAUUGGCUGACAUAAAUGUUCAUUUUACUGUGAUCCCUGUAAUAGAAACUGAAACUUAAGUGAGAGUAAUGAAGGACACAGCCUCUAUCAGUCAACACACUUCAUCUGAACAGGGACAGCUGGCAUUUGAAAAAACAAGUCUUGACUUGAAUUAUGAGUUAAGCUAUGGGGGGUUUGAAGUUAUAAUUUUUUUGUUACAAUUACAUUUUUGCAUUUUAGAAAAUUAUAUGUUAGGAAAUUACCUCUAGGUAAGCAAUCGUUUCAUUCUUUAGUGCAUUAUCAUCACUAUUUGAGGGAAUCAUUUUGAGUGACAUUUAUGCAUAAUUUGCUUUAUUGAAAAUGCUUUCUUCUCAUUGUGUAAUACGAAUCCCUGGCAGUGCUGCAUAGGAUGCUGCAGAGGGCGCCAAACUCUUCCCGCCUGCACCACGAGAUAGCCAACAACUACCGCUGGAAGGCUAAGCAGAGCAGAGACCCCCAUGACCACACUGCUCAAACGCUGUGUUAUUCAUCUGGAGGAAAGGGCACGCCUCAAUCCCACAAACAUCUACCCACAGGUUAGGACUCACACACACACAUCUACCCACAGGUUAGAGAUACAUACAUGCAUGCUCACACACACACACACAGUGAUACACACACACAGGACAGGGAAGCUACACACACUAUUACCACUGAUUUACCAAAUCCAUUCUCCUCUCGACUCUGACCCAGGUGAUAUUCAAAUACUUUAUUCAUCACUGAGUUAUGGUAAUAAUACCGAAACAAAACAUAAUCUCCCCCUAUCCAGCUGGCUGUGAGGUACUCAGAGCUGAAGGACACCAGUAAGGCCAUGGAGAAGUUCCAGGAGCUGUGGUCCCGGUCAGACCUGAAGCCCUCCGACCGCCAGGCCUGGCACCGCAUGUAUGGGGACGUCCAGCUCUACCGCCUGGGCUCUGAGAGAACCGCUGUCAACCACUACAAGGAGGGCAUGAGGCUCUAUAACAUAUCAUCUGAAUGGAGUCAGUGUAGAAGAAGGCUGCUCAAAGUGCUGAGGGUUAACAGGGAGAGGAGAAGAGAUGACCCCUAUGAUCUUAGCGAGUUUGUUGACUCAUUCAAGAGAGGGGUUUUUAAUGGGGUGGACGCUGGGGUGUCGGCACUGACACUGGGCCACCCACAGUCAACGUCAUCUCCUUUGGGUGGUGGACCAUUCUUGAUACACACGGGAAGCUCUUGAGUGUGAAAAACCCAGCAGCGUUGCAGUUCUUAACACAAACCGGUGAGCCUGGCACCUACUACAAUACCCUGUUCAAAGGCAAUUAAAUAUUUUGUCUUGUCCAUUCACCCUCUGAAUGGCACACAUACACAACCCAUGUCUCAAUUGUCUCAAAGCUUAAAAAUCCUUAUUUUACCUGUCUCCUCCCCUUCAUCUACACUGAUUGAAGUGGAUUUAACAAGUCACAUCAAUAAGGGAUCGUACAGUGCCUUCGGAAAGUAUUCAGACCCCUUGACUUUUUCCACAUUUUGAUACGUAACAUCCUUAUUCUAAAAUUGAUUAAAACAAUAAAAAUCCUCAGCAAUCAACACAGAAUACCCCAUAAUGACAAAGUGAAAACAGAUUUUUAGAAAUAUGUGCAAAUGUAUUAAAAUUUAAAAACAAAAUAUGUGCAAAUGUAUUUUUAAAAAAUUAAAAAAAUAAACGUAUUUACAUAAGUAUUCAGACCCUUUGCCAUGAGACAUGAAAUUGAGGUCAGGUGCAUCUUAUUUCCAUUGAUCAUCCUUGAGAUGUUUCUACAACUUGAUUGGAGUCCACCUGUGUUAAAUUCAAUUGAUUGGACAUGAUUUAGAAAGGCAGACACCUGUCUAUAUAAGGUCCCACAGUUGACAAUGCAUGUCAAAGAAAAAACCAAGCCAUGAGGUCGAAGGAAGUGUCCGUAGAGCUCAGAGACAGGAUUGUGUCAAGGCACAGAUCUGGGGAAGGGUACCAAAAAAUUUCUGCAGCAUUGAAGGUCCCCAAGAACGCAGUGGCCUCCAUCAUUCUUAAAUGGAAGAAGUUUGGAACCAACAAGACUCUUCCUAGAGCUGGUUGCCCGGCCAAACUGAGCCAUCAGGGGAGAAGGGCCUUGGUCAGGGAGAUGACCAAGAACACGAUGGUCACUCUGACAGAGCUCUAGAGUUCCUCUGUGGAGAUAGGAGAACCUUCCAGAAGGACAACAAUCUCUGCAGCACUCCACCAAUCAGGCCUUUAUGGUACAGUGGCCAGACGGAAGCCACUCCUCAGUAAAACGCACAUGACAUCCCCCUUGGAGUUUGACAAAAGGCACCAAAAGACUCCCAGACCAUGAGAAACAAGAUUCUCUGGUCUGAUGAAACCAAGAUUGAACUCUUUGGCCUGAAUGCCAAGCGUCAUGUCUGGAGGAAACCUGGCACCAUCCCUACGGUGAAGCAUGGUGGUGGCAGCAUCAUGCUGUGGGGAUGUUUUCACGCGGCAAGGACUGGGAGACUAGUCAGGAGCAAGGAAAAUAUUAAUGGAGCAAAGUACAGAGAGCUCCUUGAUGAAAACCUCAGGGCCUUAGACUGGGGUGAAGGUUCACCUUCCAACAGGACAACGACCCUAAACACUGUGGUGGAUAUUAUAAAAUAAGGAUUAGCUGGAGUCCAAGUCAAAGUAAGAUUCUUUAUUUUUCUGAGCUCAGAGAGAAAUAAACAGAGUUACACAGCGCAGUGUAGACAGUCUGAAUUUUCCGAAGCAUUGGGCGAUAAGCACAUAUCUUUAUAGUUUCUGUUCUUGGGCGGAACUCUGUUCCGUUUUUAUCUAUACAAGGACACAGGUGCAGCUGGUUUGCAACACAGGAUUAUAGUCCCAAGAACAGGAGAUAAUAGGACAAUUUCACACAGUUUCACAAGGUUAGUCACAUACUCAAUUAUGUGAUACAAUACAAUUUCCCAUUACAGCACACAGCCAAGACAAUGCAGGAGUGGCUUCGGGACAAGUCUCUGAAUGUCCUUGAGUGGCCCAGCUAGAGCCCAGACUUAAACCCGAACGAACAUCUCUGGAGAGACCUGAAAAUAGCUGUGCAGUAACGCUCCCCAUCCAACCUGACAGAGCAUGAGAGGAUCUGCAGAGAAGAAUGGGAGAAAAUCCCCAAAUACAGGUGUGCCAAGCUUGUAGCAUCAUAUCCAAGCAGACUCGAGGCUGUAAUCACUGCCAAACGUUCUUCAACAAAGUACUGAGUAAAGGGUCUUGUGUGUAGAUUGAGAAGGAAAAAAAACAAUUUCAACAAUUUAAUAAUAAGACUGUAACGUAACAAAAUGUGGAAAAAGUCAAGGGUCUGAAUGCUUUCCGAAGGCACUCUAGAUUAUAGUUUGAGAUAUGGGUGUGGUUAACAUUGGCUGACAUAAAUGUUCAUUUUACUGUGAUCCCUGUAAUAGAAACUGAAACUUAACUGACAGCAAUAAAAGACACAGCCUCUAUCAGUCAACACACUUCAUCUGAACAGGGACAGCUGGCAUUUCAACAAACAAGUCUUGACUUGAAUUAUGAGGUAAGUUAUGGGAGGUUUGAGGGUAUAAUUUUUUUGUUACAAUUUCAUUUUUGUAUUUUAGAAAAUGAUAUGUUAGGAAAUUAGCCCUAGGUAAGCAAUCGUUUCAUUCUUUAGUGCAUUAUCAUCACUAUUUGAGGGAAUAAUUUUAAGUGACAUUUAUGCAUAAUUUGCUUUAUUGAAAAUGCUUUCUUCUCAUUGCGUAAUACAUUUAUUUGCUAUGAACUUUAAAGGCCCAGUGCAGUCAAACUGUACUUUUUCUUGUGUUUUAUUUCAUAUUGUACAACAGCUGAUGAAACAAAACUGCAUAAGUGUGAAAACAUUUGAUCAGUGUUAUUUCCUGAUAGUUGCUGGUAGAAAGAUACAAUCUAUACAGGACAUUCUAAUCAGCAGGUUUUCAUGGGCGGGAGUUUUGGCGCUAAAUUUGGUAAUAGACCAAUAAGAACAAGUGUUCCAAACUUCUCUGCCAAUAACAUCUAGUUUUCAGUUUCCCUCUCCCCACUCAGACCUCUCCAAGACAGUCCUAGCAAAGUUAUUGCUUGAGAAUUCUUUUUUUUUGCCUAAAUGGUUUUAGCUGCCCAUUUUAAUGGAAAUCUAUUAAAGUAAGGAACUUCAUUGUUACCCUUAAAUGAUUUGAUAUUGAUAUAAAAACAGCUAAAUUACUGUUGUGUUUAAAUGGUCUCUAAAUCAUUCUCAGUGACAGUGAGAAAACCCUUGAAAAGAACCUAAAGAAACUGCAAUGUCACUUCACCUGGGAGCUAAACAAGGAACAAGCUGACCUCAACCUCCUGGAGAUAAAACUACAUGAAACCCUGGAGGUAGUUCAGGAGGGCUAUGAAGGCAAUCUGAAGAGGCACAGUUUAAACCUGCUGGCUUAUAUUAAACACCUGAAAGGUGAAGAUGAGGGAGCACUGGAAUGCUUAGAGAAGGCAGAGAGGGAAAACGCUCAUGGCGAGAGGCUGUGUGUAGUGACGUAUGGAAACCUGGCCUGGGUCUGCCAUCACAUUGGAGAUGACAUAAGAGCAGAAGGGUAUAUUCAGAAGCUGGAGGAGGUACACAAGGCCUCUGCCACAGCAUCCACCUCUGUACUGCAGGCCAGUGCCACAGCCUCAACCUCUGUCCUGCUUGUUCCCAGAGAGCUCCACAGUGAGAAGGCCUGGUCCCUCCUCAAGUUCUCAAAGCACCACUACACAAGGUAUCUAGAUUAAUUAUUUCUCAUGUAUAUUGUAAUAAAAGGCUGACUGCUGACUGUUGGCUUCAUGUACUGUUUAGUCUGAUUUCAUUUUUGGAAAUCAAUAACAUCUCCUCUCCUUUCUGUCCAUUUUCCUCCCCUCUCCCUCAUCUACCCUCCCCUCCUCUCCUGUUCUCUCCUCCCCUCUUCUCUCCCCUCGCUCCUCUCCUCUCUUCUCUUCCCUUCUCCUCUCCUUAGAGCCAAGGAGUGCUUUCAGGAGGCUCUGCAGAUGGAGCCUGAAGAUAAGGAGUGGAACUCAGGUUUUGCCUUCUCUCUGUUCCGCCUGGAGGGCCUGGUGACUAGGGAGGGUCAGAGGCUCUCCUAUGAGGACUCCCUUGCUGUUAAACAGCUGAAGAAUGCCCUGGAGCUCAACCCAGACAGCGCCAUGACCAGGGUCUACCUGGGCCUGAAGUGCUACAAGAACCGGAGGAACGCAGAGGCCUGGGGCUAUAUGAGGAAGGCUCUGAGUCUGGCACCCUACGACCUCAGUGUGGUACUACAGGUGGGGAGAGAUGUUUAGACUAAAAAGCAUUGUGAUGCUCUAAGACUACGUCACAUAAUUGUGCCACUAGAGAUCCUGGUUCGAAUCCAGGCUGUCGUAGCCGGCCGCGACCGGGAGACACAUGGGGCGGCGCACAAUUGGCCCAGCGUCGUCUAGGGUAGGGGAGGGAAUGGCCGGCAGGGAUGUAGCUCAGUUGGUAGAGCAUGGCGUUUGCAACGCCAGGGUUGUGGGUUCGAUUCCCACGGGGGGCCAGUAUGAAAAAUACAAAAAAUAAAAUAAUGUAUGCACUCACUAACUGUAAGUCGCUCUGGAUAAGAGCGUCUGCUAAAUGACUAAAAUGUAAAUGUAAUAAUUCUGUGAUGUCUUGGACCUAUAGGUAUUUUGGAUUUAGAAUGCACAGUUUCUGUCUGUACAUGACUGUCCAGGGUCAUGUGUACUAGUAGGGCAUGCACAAAGUGUUAUGCCUCCUGUUUCACUCCAUUUAAAAUGGGUUUCUCCUGUUUUCUGCUUUCUGAACACCUGUCCUAGGUGGGGAGAUUCAUGAAAAAGGAGGAGAGUUAUGAUGAAUCCCUGGCAGUGCUGCGUAGGAUGCUGCAGAGGGCGCCAAACUCUUCCCGCCUGCACCACGAGAUAGCCAACAACUACCGCUGGAAGGCUAAGCAGAGUGGAGACCCCCACGACCAAACACUGCUCAAACGCUGUGUUAUCCAUCUGGAGGAGGGGGCACGCCUCAAUCCUACACACAUCUACCCACAGGUUAGGACUCACACACACACAUCUACCCACAGGUUAGAGAUACAUACAUGCAUGCGCACACACACACACAGUGAUACACACACACUGAUUUACCAAAUCCAUUCUCCUCUCGACUCUAACCCAGGUGAUAUCCAAAUACUUUAUUCAUCACUGAGUUAUGGUAAUAAUACCGAAACAAAACAUAAUCUCCCCCUAUCCCCCAGCUGGAGCUGGCUGUGAGGUACUCAGAGCUGAAGGACACCAGUAAGGCCAUGGAGAAGUUCCAGGAGCUGUGGUCCCGGUCAGACCUGAAGCCCUCCGACCGCCAGGCCUGGCACCGCAUGUAUGGGGACGUCCAGCUCUACCGCCUGGGCUCUGAGAGAACCGCUGUCAACCACUACAAGGAGGGCAUGAGGCUCUAUAACAUAUCAUCUGAAUGGAGUCAGUGUAGAAGAAGGCUGCUCAAAGUGCUGAGGGUUAACAGGGAGAGGAGAAGAGAUGACCCUUAUGAUAUUAGAGAGUUUGUUGACUCAUUCAAGAUAGGGGUUUUUAAUGUGGAGGACGCUGGGGUGACGGCACUGACACUGGGCCCCCCAUAGUCGACUUCAUCAUGAGUAGCCUUCCGCUGUGGGUCUACCAUCAACAGCUCUU